Molecule: messenger RNA, 4153 nt
Organism: Syngnathoides biaculeatus (alligator pipefish)
Lineage: Eukaryota; Metazoa; Chordata; Actinopteri; Syngnathiformes; Syngnathidae
Gene: cacna2d3a
Product: calcium channel, voltage-dependent, alpha 2/delta subunit 3a
Exons: 36
Coding region: 214-3468 (1084 amino acids)
Cellular component (GO): voltage-gated calcium channel complex
Molecular function (GO): voltage-gated calcium channel activity
Source: RefSeq, a predicted model, not a curated record
GCCACAACUGUCGCCGCACUUUCGACAAGUCACGCAGCGUUUGCAGCUCCCCACUCGCCCGGCAUAUUGUCCACCAUGCGUCUGUCAGCCAGACAGCUCGGGUGAUUUUCCUUUUUCUUCCCCUUUUUCUCUUUUUGAAUUCUCUGGAGGAGGGCACAUUUCCCGAGCGGCUGCGUAAAACCAACAAGCACUGCGCGUCAGAGGCGAGCAAAGAUGCAGGUUGAAGGGGGCAAGGUCCGUGCGUGGAGUGCGUGUCUUUUAUUACUUUCCUCAACUCUGAGUUUUAGCCUAACUGAGGUUGGAGGCUCCCACCAAAGCAUCCCUCCGUCCGUAGUGAAGCUCUGGGCUUCAGCAUUUGGCGGGGAGAUGAAGUCAAUCUCUGCAAAGUACUCAGGCUCCCAGCUGCUGCAGAAGAAAUACAAGGAGUUCGACAGGGCUGUGCGUGUGGAGGAGAUUGAUGGGCUGCGUCUGGUGAAGCGACUGGCCCAGAACAUGGAGGAGAUGUUUCACAAGAAAGCCCAGGCAAUGAAGAGACUUGUUGUGGCGGCAGAGGAAGCCCACCUACAACACGAAGAGGAUCCAGACCUGCAGUACGAGUACUUCAAUGCGGUGCUGAUCAAUGAAGUGGAUGAGGAAGGGAAUCACGUCGAGCUCGGCGGAGAAUUUGUCCUCCAACCCAAUGACCACUUUAACAACCUGUCAGUCAAUCUUAGCCUCAGCGUGGUCCAGGUGCCCACUAACAUGUACAACAAGGACUCUGCCAUCGUUAAUGGAGUGUACUGGUCGGAAGCCUUGAAUAAAGUCUUUGUGGAUAACUUUGAGCGAGACCCAUCACUCAUAUGGCAGUACUUUGGCAGUGCCAAAGGCUUUUUCAGACAAUAUCCAGGGAUCAAAUGGAAACCGGAUGAACACGGAGUCAUCGCUUUUGACUGCCGUAACAGGAAGUGGUACAUCCAGGCGGCUACAUCACCGAAAGAUGUCGUUAUUCUCGUCGAUGUCAGCGGAAGCAUGAAAGGUCUCAGAAUGACCAUCGCCAGGCAGACGGUCUCCUCCAUAUUGGACACUUUAGGAGAUGACGACUUCUUCAACAUCAUCGCCUACAAUGACGAAUUGCAUUACGUGGAGCCAUGUCUGAAUGGAACCCUGGUCCAAGCUGAUGUUGCCAACAAAGAUCAUUUCCGGGAGCACCUUGACAAGCUGUUUGCUCAAGGCAUUGGAAUGCUAGACAUCGCUUUAAGUGAGGCCUUCAUUCUUCUCAGAGAGUUCAACGAGACCGGCAGAGGCAGCGAGUGUAGCCAAGCCAUUAUGUUGGUUACAGAUGGAGCAGUGGACACCUAUGAUGCCAUCUUUGCCAAGUACAACUGGCCAGAAAGGAAGGUCCGCAUAUUCCCUUACCUGAUUGGCCGAGAAUCAGCCUUUGCAGAUAAUCUGAAAUGGAUGGCAUGUGCUAACAAAGGUUACUUCACUCAAAUAUCCACACUGGCAGAUGUCCAAGAGAAUGUGAUGGAGUAUCUCCACGUGCUGAGUCGUCCCAAGGUGAUCGACAGGGAACAUGAUACAAUUUGGACUGAGGCCUACAUUGAUAGCACCCUGGAUGAUGGUCAAGGUCCGGUGCUGAUGACCACUGUGGCAAUGCCAGUGUUCAGUACUAAGAAUGAGACUCGGAACCACGGCAUUUUACUAGGGGUUGUAGGAACAGAUGUCCCUGUUUCAGAGCUACUCAAGACUAUUCCCAAAUACAAGUUGGGGAUUCACGGCUAUGCCUUUGCAAUCACCAACAACGGCUACAUUCUCACCCACCCAGAUCUACGUCCACUUUAUGGUGACGGUAAGAAGCGAAGGAAGCCAAACUACAGCAGCGUGGAUUUGUCUGAGGUUGAAUGGGAGGACAAGGAUGACAUGCUGAGGAACUCCAUGGUCAACAGGAAGACAGGGACCUUCUCAAUGGAGGUGAAAAAGAGCGUAGACAAAGGGAGACGUGUACUGGUGCUGCAUAAUGAUUACUACUACACAGAUAUCCAGGGUACUCCUUUCAGCCUUGGAGUUGCACUUUCCAGAGGCCACGGCAAGUUCUUCUUCACAGGGAAUGUCACUGUAGAGGAAGGUCUUCACGACUUAGAGCAUCCUGAUGUUGCCCUUGCAGAUGAAUGGACGUACUGUAAUACAGAUGAGCACCCGGAGCACCGCUACCUAACGCAGAUCGAGGCAAUCAAACUCUACCUCAGUGGACAUGACCCCCAACUGCAAUGUGAUAAUGAGUUGAUUCAAGAGGUCCUUUUUGAUGCUGUGGUAACUGCCCCGCUCGAGGCCUAUUGGACCAGCUUGGUGCUCAAUAAGUCUGAGAACUCUGACAAAGGAGUUGAGAUUGCCUAUCUGGGCACAAGGACCGGCCUGUCCAGAAUCAACCUUUUUGUAGUACCUGACAAGCUUACGAGCCAAGACUUCCUGACAGCUGAGGAUAAAGAAGGAGUUUUCAAUGCCGAUCACUUCCCCUUGUGGUACAAAAGGGCAGCAGAGCAAGUUCCUGGCACCUUUGUCUACUCUUUGCCUUUCAACACAGGAUCCGAAAACAAGAGUGUUGUAUUAGCCAGCGCUGCCAUUCAGCUCCAAGAUGAGAGGAAAUCACCCAUAGCUGCGGCCGUUGGCAUCCAAAUGAAGCUAGACUUCUUUCAGAGGAAAUUCUGGACAGCCAGCAGACAGUGUGCUGCCCUCGAUGGGAAAUGCUCCAUAAGUUGUGACGAUGAGAACAUUAACUGCUACCUCAUUGACAACAACGGGUUCAUUCUGGUGGCAGAGGACUAUACUCUGACAGGGAACUUUUUUGGAGAAGCCGAGGGAGCUGUAAUGAGUAAGCUCCUGCAGAUGGGCUCUUUCAAGAGGGUGACUCUAUAUGACUACCAGGCUCUGUGCUGGGUGUAUUCAGAAAGUAGUGACAGUGGACACAUGCUGCUGGAUCCUUACUUUGCCUUCCUCUCAGCUGCGAAGUGGCUCCUUACCGAGCUUGUCAUAUUUUUGGUUGAGUUCAACCUGUACAGCUGGUGGCAGUCUGACGUCACUACAAAAGCUCAGAGGAUGGGCCGAACCAUGCAGGUCCCAUGUGACACCGAGUACCCGGCUUUUGUCUCAGAGAGGACCAUCAAAGAAAACACAGGAAACGUCAACUGUGACAGCUGCAUCAAGUCUUUUGUGAUUCAGCAGAUCCCCAGCAGUAAUCUCUUCAUGGUGGUGGUGGACAAUAAGUGCGAUUGCAGCAUGUUUGAUCCAAUCACCAUGGAUCCUGUUGAAAUUAUGUAUAACGAAUCUCUGAAGUGUGAGAGACUUAAGAUGCAAAAGGACCGGAGGCGUCCAGAUACCUGUCACCCGUUCCACCCAGAGGAGAACUCAAUGGAGUGUGGAGGAGCUCACACUCUCACGUCAUCCUUUUCUGCAACACUGCUCAGCCUCCUCCUUGCACUUUUCCCAAGGUGACCAGAGCUGGCUGAAUCUAUCUAUCCAUCCAUCCAUCCAUCGAUCCAGAACCUUCUAUCAGAUCCAUUUGGCAUGUAAAACUAUCACAAAGAAGUCACGCACACAAACAAAAAAAAACAAAAACAUCUGAACCCCGCCACCAAAACACUCCUAGAGCUCCAAUUCUAGCUUCUUUCGCCACCUUUUCCUGAGUUAUCUCCUGACGACACGUAUUCAGGAAAGGACUGAAAGCUCCAAAUGUACUGUGAUCAGUCAGGUGCUAUAGCAAUAUGACACGCAACAAGAACUUGUUUUUUUUUUUCGGGUUGUUCAGAUUUUUGCGUGAUGAGAAAGUGGUCUCAGAGGUGGGCAUUCAAGUAUUCAAGUCACGGACUACCCACUAGCUGCAGACUGGUGCACUUUCUUCUCUAAAUGACUUGUCAUUGAUAUUUAACAUACUGAAUAUUUAAAAACAAUGACUAUAAAACAACUGUAUAUUUGGCUGAGAUUUCAAAACAAAAAUGUUUCAGCCGCUUACAUUUUAAAAAGAAAAAUCCACUUCUCCGUUUUGUUUGUGUUCUCUCUGUACAGUAUUGAAAGAGUUUAUUAUUUAAUUUACAAGUGGCAACCAUAAACUGUGACUAUGACAUUUUGAGUCCUCUGUUGUGAGUAGUUGUUCAAGUUUAAGCUUUGCCUUAUUCUGCGA